AUGACAUUCACUAAAGAGAUCAUCGAUUUGAUCAUUGAAAGUACUAGAGCUGUUGUGAUAUCACUUGGAGCUUAUGCCGCAAGUGUGAUGUCAGGCCCAUACGCAGGGGUUGCCGAGCUUUUACGCUCAGAACACUUUGAGUGGUUAAAUUACAUCCACUGCACUGCACAUCGCUUGAACUUGGUCGUAAAUGACAUUAUCAAGGGAUCUCCAUUGGCUCUAGACAUCGUGUCUAUGAUGAAUUCCCUCCACCCAUUCUUUAACAUUCCUAAAGUCAGGUCAGUUUACGAAGCCGUCUAUAAAGAACUCAACCCAGGAAGGCAGCUCAAAUAUUUGCAUCAGCAAAUCGAAAUUCGAUGGGGAUGUAAGUUCGAGGCAGUGGAUCUGCUCGUGGACAAACCUCGGGUUUUUUUGGAAACCUUGGUAAGAGUAGCACAGAAUCGAGAUAACGUCCAUGACCCAAAGCAUGCUGAGCAAGCUGCAGGUUUCUACCACAAGCUGAUUACAACAAAAGUGGUCAUAGGCCUGAUCGUGCUGAGGGCAUAUCUAGCCGAGCUGUUUUUUCUUUCGAAAGAACUUCAAACAGAAUCUAUUAAUUGGACUGACGUCCAACACGAGUUGACAAGAAGCCGUGCUUCAUUGAAUGGAAUCACAGAUGGCCAACUUCUUAGAGAUACCGAGAAGUUCUUCGAGUCAAUAGGUUCACCUAUGGAUGUGAACCUAGACUGCCUUGCAAUAGUGAGAAAAAGGUCUACAUCAACACGGCAAUCUGAUUUCAACUUGCAGGGCAGCAUCAAUGAGAUGAACUUGUACAUGAGGGAAAAACUUAAUGAAGUGAUGAAGAGUUUCGAAGCCUUGGAUGCCUCUAAGGAAUGUUAUCUUGAUGAUGGAACCCUUGAGCAUCUUGUGAAUCGUUUUCACUGUCUGGAUGUCAACCACUCAAUCCUGAAGCUGGAGCUAGUAAGAGCCAAGCAAGAUUUCCAACUUGGCCUUCCCAUUUCUGAAAGUCGGUGUCAAAACCUUAUGAAACUUGUGGCAUUAAAAAACACCGUAGCAACCUCUACAGCCUCAGCUGAAAGAGCAUUUUCAGCGAUGAACCGAGUCUGCAACAAGAUCAGGUCAAGAACCACGGCUUCCCGGCUCGCAGACCUACUUUGUAUCACCUUAAAUAAAGACUUAGUGGCGGAUCUGGACAUUAACAGUCUUGUAGACUUGUGGGCCAAGAAGUCGAAAAGGCGUAUCAACGUUUGA
Messenger RNA from Dendronephthya gigantea, 1251 nucleotides. RefSeq lists its product as uncharacterized. Lineage: Eukaryota; Metazoa; Cnidaria; Anthozoa; Malacalcyonacea; Nephtheidae. Bases 1 to 1251 code for a protein of 416 amino acids. The record is from RefSeq and is a predicted model, not a curated record. The transcript has a single exon.